Messenger RNA from Gambusia affinis (western mosquitofish), 5391 nucleotides. It is a transcript of the gene jam3b, whose product is annotated as junctional adhesion molecule 3b. The record is from RefSeq and is a predicted model, not a curated record. The transcript is spliced from 10 exons. Gene Ontology annotation, biological process: angiogenesis; cell adhesion. The coding region runs from base 88 to 996 and encodes 302 amino acids. Gene Ontology annotation, molecular function: protein heterodimerization activity; protein homodimerization activity. NCBI's taxonomy places the organism in Eukaryota, Metazoa, Chordata, Actinopteri, Cyprinodontiformes, Poeciliidae.
CUCUCCCCCUCUCUAUCCUCACCAAAGCUGUUGAGGCUACUUUGCGCAUGUACGGCCAGCCGCACCGAACAUUGCAUCGACACCAAGAUGGCGAAAACACGUCUAGCUUGCCUCCUGACUCUCCUCUCAACUCACUGUUACUUCAGUGUGUUAGCAGUGGUGCUAAAAACAAGCGAGGAAUCCCCCUCCACAGACGAAUUUAACAGGGUUGAGUUGUCAUGUUUGAUUGAUUCCAUAUCCACAAUAAAUCCACGAAUCGAAUGGAAAAAGAUCACCAACAAUAAGCCGAGUUACGUUUACUUCGACAGGAGGAUCUCGGGUGACCUGGAGAACAGAGCUGUGAUCAGAGAGCCGGCCACGUUGGUGAUUACCAACGCCACGAGGUCAGACACAGCCAAAUACCGCUGUGAGGUCACCGCCGCUGAUGACGCCAAGUCAUUUGACGAGAUUGUGAUCGACCUUGUAGUGAGAGUGAAGCCAGUGGUGCCAAAAUGCAGCGUUCCAAAGUCUGUGCCUUUCGGGAAGUUAGCUGAGCUCAGCUGCGUGGAGGACGAGGGCUUCCCCAAGUCUCAGUACCAGUGGUUCAAGAACAGCGAGGAGAUUCCAGAGGACCCCAAGUCCAGUCCCAAAUUCCUUAACUCCUCAUACACGCUCAACACAGGAACAGGAACUCUGAGAUUCACUUCAGUCAUAAAAGAAGAUGCAGGCGAAUAUUACUGCCGAGCGAAGAACGAUGCAGGACAUGCUCAGUGUGCACCCCAGAAGAUGGAAGUGUAUGAUAUUGACAUUGUGGGGAUCGUACUGGGAGUGCUGGUGGUGGUUAUUGUGCUCCUGUGUAUAACGGUGGGAAUUUUCUGUGCAUACAAACAAGGCUACUUCUCCGGUCAGAAACAGACCGGAAACAAUUACAAGGUUCCAGCCAAGGGAGACGGAGUGGACUACGUCAGGACAGAGGAUGAGGGGGAUUUCCGACACAAGUCUUCAUUUGUGAUCUGAUGACGAAACAAGGACAGUGAGGGCUGCCGCGCACCGAGACGUGACACGCGGGCCCCGCCCUCCACGCUGCUGGACCGCCGAGCUGCAACAGGCUGAGCUCUGGGGGUCCCAGCGGGACUGAAACCCAACCACUCAAACUUGCCAAAGUCAUUGCAUGGUUUUUAACAUAAACUGAGGAGGCAGGAAGGAAGCAUCUCUGAUGUGCCAGGUAGAAACGGAGGAGGCAGUCUAUCAUGUCAACUUUCUACUGUAAACAUUUAGCUUUUGUCAUUUGUAUAACAUUUGUUUUCUACUGUUGAAACACUAUUUUUGAUGGAAUAUAUUUUAAAAUGCCUAUAGAUAAAAGUUUACUUUUUUAAAUAUUUGUAAUAUACUAACAUGUGUGUAGGGUUUUUGUUUUUUUUCCUUUGGUUGUGGAUAAAAGUUUGUAACACUUUAACCACUUUGUGUUAAGCUGUAAGCAUUCUCACCUUCUCAAAAGAAAGACUUGCUGCUUCUACAUCCAGAAGUAAACCCCGAUGGCCGCUCUCACUUACUGAGUCGCUCCACCCAACCCGCGUUAGAGCGACAAACUUCCACGUUCGUGUUCGUAGAUAGUCUUAGCGAGAGGCUUCAGUGAGCGCCAGUCCAACGCUGUAAACGCAGUACCAGUCGGAGCUGCGUGUUUUCUCAUUUUAAGUGUCCUUCAAUGCUUACAGUUAGUCCUGUGUGUAUUGCAGUUCCUGUCAGGAUAGAGUUUGCCGUCGUACACCGCAGUAUGUGUUGAGUAUUACGCCAUAGCAGUGAGAGUGACGAUAACACAGGGUUUGCAAGUUAACCUUCCAGAACCAGAGGACCCAAACAAAACUGCUAAAAAGCUAGAUGUGGUACCGGCGGGGUCUCUACGCCGUCUGGGAAAGUCUGGGAUUUGAUUUCAGUGUUACCGAGGUCUGGAGGUAAACAGAAGAAAUUUGUUUUUCCAGACUUUGUUCCCCAUCCAAUUGACUAAGCAUUGUUUCUUCCCUCAUGUCUUUUCUAGGCCUGUCACAAUAACACAUUUUGCUGGACCGUAAAUUGCCCCAGAAAUUAUUGCAAUUGACAAUAAUAUUGUUGGUUUGAGUCAAUUUUCAACUAAUUUGUUGGCAAUGGCCUAAUAAUGCAAGUUCGCAGGCUUAUAAACUUUAAUUUAGUACAGAACACUGGAACUGAAAGAUAUUGUAAAUAGACAAAAAAUAAAACACAACACUUAAAAACAAUAGAUGAAGCAAGUGCAACUAAAACCAUAAAUUUACUUGAUUAUGAUGCCUCCACACAAAAUUGUCCUUCAAAAAAUGUUAAUCAUCAGAAUUGAAACUAUUAAGCUCGUUUUAAUUUAUCAUGUGAUUAAUGGUUAUUGUGACAGGUCUGAUCUUUUCCUCCUUCUCCUGUUCUCUUCCCUUCAGCCUUUCAUUCGUUCCAUCCUUCCUCCGUGUUUGAAAAUCAUAAAUAUCAUCUUAAAAAAUGAACAUUGAACUGCAGUAUUCUACAUUUGAAGUAAACAUUAAGAACUAAAUAUGGAAAAAGUCUGGAAUUUCCAGAGAAAACCUGCGUAGGAACUCUGUACUUAUUUUUAAUUCUACUAAGAAAAUGACGUCUUUGAAAGACGACUAAAUAAUGAAUUUAACAAGAGGAAUAGCUCAUCAGAACCCAGUACUUUAACUAGACUCCACCUUAUCCAAACUCUGCGUACUAACAUCAAACAGCUCUGCUUAGUAGCUUUCAUAGUGCACAAAGCUAAAUAUGGAACAAAGACUGAUAAAGCCCAGGGGCUGCACCAACAAUCCUUCAAUCUGGGAAAAGUCUUAUUCUGGUUUGAACAAACCAAGGGAGCCCAGAGAUGCUGCUGACACAAAUAACUAAACACAGAAAGAAUGAACCCGGUUUGUAUCCAUACUUAUUCACAAAAUGGCUGUCUAGUUUGCCAGCUGAGCCAGAUGAAACAGCAGCAUCUUCUGUUUUCUUAGAUUCCUCUUUCAGGUGCGAUCCUGUCCUAAAGCCUACAGCAAGCUCCCUCUGGGAAAAGUAUCAGCCAGGCAUGAAGGGAGUCACUUUAAUUCCUCUGUCGCAUUAUCUUCCUGCUGAUGAUUCAGAUAAAUCAGAUUUAACUGGAGUGAGAAGUUCCUCAACUAACAUACCAGAAAGCUGCAAAAACACAAAAUCUUACCAAGGAUUUUUGGUCCACGCUCUAGUGCAAAUAUCUUUGAACUAAGACAAAACUAACUUGCAACAGAGGAGCUUUUUUGAUGGAUUAAUAUUGUUGGAAAAAGUAGUUUCAUGGGAAAAUGUUACGUUAAUAUUUCCUCAUGUGAACGUAACAUGGGAAAAUGUAGUUAUAAGGGGAAAAACCUGCCAGUGGAAGUGAUACUUUUUCAUUAAUAUUAAGGAAUUAUUGUCAAGCUCCUGUAUUGUGCUUAAAAGUUACUUACAUGUUAUUUUUGUCUUAUUUCAAGUGCACUAACAUACUGCAUUAGAAACCAGACCAUUCCUGGUAGGAGUUUGUUUUUCACAGUGAACCCUUGAAUCUGUUGGACUGAGACAAACAUCAACAGACACGUGUGGCUUCAAUUAUAUUUCUACUUGGAACUUAUAAUUUCCGAGUUCCAAGUCUGAGAAAUAAAGUGAAACUUCCUCUCUGAAAUCGGAAUUUUAGCGAGGAAUCUUGACAGUUGUUCCCCAACCCUAAAUAGAAAAAAAUAAAUAAAUAAAACCUCGACAUGCUGCUGAAGUUAUCGCUUUUAACUGGGAACAUCAUCAUUCCCAGAUCCAAACUCCCAAUGAAGCGAAUCAAAUGCAGAAAAAGCCUUUUUAGACGCCCAAAUACAAAGAAAAUUUUUUUCUUUUGUCAAAAAUGCUUCAGACCCUGUAAUUUCAAGCUGAUGGUUUGUUUUGGUGCAGCUCAGCCUCUACAGCUUUAAUCAUAGCUUGUUCUCAUUCCACUCAGCGGAGCGUUACGUCACAGUGAAUUGAUUCAUUUGGGGUCUGGAUGGUUAACACUUGUACUGAUUGUAAAUAGAUGUUUUCUUUUUUUCUUUCUUUCUUUCUUUCUCCAGAUUAUGUGAAGGAGUGAAAACGCGUUUUGUUUUGUUUUUUUGUUUUUUAACUGAGGCAAUAUGAAACUCUUUCCAUUAGUGAGACUGAAGAACAUUUCGGGUCAGCUUUUGUUCCGAGCUCUUUGUCCAUUUUAGUUUUGCAAUCUGAUCACCUGCUUCAGUGUUUUCCAGAAAGAAGGCCAGCUGUGAUCAUCAGAGACGGCGAAUCAGCUGAAAUGUUAACUUAUUGUCAGUCAUGGUAGAGACGAUGUGCCCGACUAUUUUACACCGUCAACAUGUCAAUCGGGUUCCUGCAAAGUUGGAAAAACCUCCGGCUAAAUGCGCAAGUUGAAUUUAUGAAGAUGAAAUUCCCCACUUUCACAUUUAUUGUCACCAGACAAAGGCUAGAAAAUACAGAGGAUUUUUUUAAAAGUUGGCUCUGGAACUACUAGAUUUAAAACCAUAAGCAGGAACCCUGUGUCUAAGUGUACUCUUUUCCCAAUAAAAAGUGGGACAAAUACGACAAAUCAACAUUUUUCAGCAUGCUGCUGCAGAAAUCCCCGCUCUUCAUUUGUAAAACAAACAAAAAAGUUUAUUCCUCUUAAGUGCCUUCCGCCUUCAGACCCGUCCCGUGUCACCGGAGACGUCUCAUGGCGUCGUCGGAGGUUCCCUCGCCGUUUUACCCGCAAAAGCUUGAGAGGAAUGACGCUCCUGCAAACUCUGCUUUCCCUCUUUACAUAUCUGAUCAUUUGUAAAUAUUUUCUUUUCUUUUUUUUUCAUGGAUUUGAAGAUAUAGACAUGUUGAAGUAGAAAUUGAUAAUUGUUCGUGCCUAUAUAUUUAACUAUAUAUAGUAGGACAGAUUUUCGGGGAGUGACGACUGCUACCCAAAGGCACUCCGGCUUUACAACAAGUUUCCUUUCCACCCGCCGCUGCGACGCUCACCCACAUGAUUUCAUUUGCCAGCCCGCCCCUGUUCUGCUGCUCGCUGCUGUAAACACCGCGCGCAGGGAUAAAACCAGACUGUGUGUUCACUAGUAUGACAGGCAGGUGGAAAUGAGGCAGAGUUUUUUGCCUGCAGGUGGCUCUGAAGGAGUGUGUGUGUGUGUAGCGGCUGGGACGAUGUGGGCUGUUUUUUUUUUUUGUUUUCACAUCAUGUACACGUGGAAGUGACGCUUCCCACUGUGUGAUAAAGAACAUGUCACCUCUGCCGCCUGUCGAACAUGACUCUGAGCUACCUGGGCAAAGAGGGGAUCGUCUUUAAAAGAGUCUCUGGGUUGCUUUUGUUCAUUUUAGAGCAAACUGUUUGUGAUGAAUAAAACUCACUCCUUAUUUUCCUGGAGAAACAUA